ACUAAUCUUUCUCUCUGGGGAACAUCUAUCGACUCGCGAGCUCAUCGUCUCCUCUGUUGCGAUCUACCUGCUCUCUCUUUCUCUCUCUCACACAGCGCAAAGUGUAAAGCUUUUGGCGGGAAAAUGUCGGGUAAAGGAGCAAAGGGUCUGAUUAUGGGGAAACCCAGCGGUAACGAGAAAGACAAGGACAAGAAGAAACAACCCAUCACCCGUUCUGCUCGAGCUGGUCUUCAAUUCCCUGUAGGAAGGGUGCAUCGGCUGUUGAAGACUAGGUCCACUGCUCACGGAAGAGUCGGAGCAACUGCAGCUGUUUACACAGCGGCGAUACUUGAGUAUCUGACCGCAGAAGUCUUGGAGUUGGCUGGUAACGCGAGCAAGGACCUCAAGGUGAAACGUAUCUCCCCCAGGCACUUGCAGCUUGCGAUUCGUGGAGAUGAAGAGCUUGAUACUCUCAUCAAAGGAACUAUUGCUGGUGGUGGUGUCAUCCCUCACAUCCACAAGUCUCUCAUCAACAAAUCCGCCAAGGAAUAGAUCGUUUUUUACCGCUUUGCGAGAGAGUCUUGUGUUUGGUUAACAAGACUGGUAGAGUGCUCUUUGUUUAGGAUCUGUUUGUUAUUGUUCUACCAUCGGUUUACUUGGUCUAUCUUUAUGCAUAUGUAUUUGAUGAUUAUCUAAACCCUUUUGUGACUACUACCCUUUGGUUUAUUCCUAUCAAUGUAACAUAUUAAUUGCCGGACAGCUUGUAAGCAAAUUAAUACAUAUAAAAGAAUGCCAAAGCUCCAGUUUUUUUUUUUU
Messenger RNA from Raphanus sativus (radish), 795 nucleotides. Its product is annotated as probable histone H2A variant 3. NCBI's taxonomy places the organism in Eukaryota, Viridiplantae, Streptophyta, Magnoliopsida, Brassicales, Brassicaceae. Gene Ontology annotation, cellular component: nucleosome. Gene Ontology annotation, molecular function: protein heterodimerization activity; DNA binding; structural constituent of chromatin. Bases 124 to 531 code for a protein of 135 amino acids. The transcript is spliced from 2 exons. The record is from RefSeq and is a predicted model, not a curated record.